AUGAGUAGAUGUGAAAAUACAAAAGAUGUAUUCGAAUUGGCGCGUCCCUGGUUAUGCGGCUUCAGCUCCGGCGCUGCGGACAUACUGCUUACCUUUCCUGUUAAUAAGCUCAUGUUCCGCCAGCAGCUAAAUGGCUACACACCUUCCCAAGCAAUUCAUUCACUCAAAAACGAGCUGAAGCCUCUUCCUUUCCCCAGAAAUGUGGCUCAUCUGUACAGAGGUCUUAUUCCGCCCACCUUCAACAGAUGCCUCGCGCGCAUGUUCACAUUCGGAGGAUAUUACAACUGUAUAGAAAUUUACUCAAAAUACGACUGUAUGCAAAACCAUGUUAAUAUUGCCAAGCUUUUCGCCGCUCUAACCUCAGGAACAAUAGAAAGUAUAUUCUGCUGUCCAUUUGAACGCCUACAGACCAUUUUGCAAGAUGAUAAAAGCAAUAGACGCUAUCAGAAUACCUGGCACUUAGUGAAAACCCUCCCGAUGAGAGAAUAUUACCGUGGAAUCAGGCCGAUCAUCCUGCGAAAUGGAAUUUCGACUUUUAUUUAUUUCCAAGUCUACGAUCAAAUGUCGCAGAUUACGGACAACUUAUUCAUUCGAGGAGCCUUUGGAGGCAUCGUAGCUACUUGUUACGCCUAUAUCUUCAAUGUUGUCAGAGCUAGACAACAGUCUAUUCUCAAUUCUAGCGAAUCAAAGUUAUACAGAAGUACCUUAUUCACGCUGAAGUCAAUUUACAAAGAGCGAAAUCAAGAAAUCCACGCAUUGUAUCGCGGAUUCCGCUUUGCCAUUUUGCGCACAUCGAUGAGCUGGGGCAUUACAACCUGGUUCUACCACAAAUGUUACACUUAUCUAAAAGAAUCUGACAUCAGCUAA
Messenger RNA from Oikopleura dioica, 867 nucleotides. The record is from the annotation of a GenBank genome assembly. Lineage: Eukaryota; Metazoa; Chordata; Appendicularia; Copelata; Oikopleuridae.